This is a messenger RNA of Closterium sp. NIES-67, 4462 nucleotides long. NCBI's taxonomy places the organism in Eukaryota, Viridiplantae, Streptophyta, Zygnematophyceae, Desmidiales, Closteriaceae. The record is from the annotation of a GenBank genome assembly.
CGCGACGAGCCACAGAAGAAAUGACUUGCUAUCAGCCGCAACGACAGUUGAGCAGCACCAAGGUGUCGGACGUAUUCAUAGAACCACUAAAGUAGCUAACGUCACAGCGCGGCUAGAGUGCAGUCUGGCUUUCGUGACCAUCUAGGACCCAUCGGCAUUAGCCAAACAGAGUCAGUAAGGGUUUUGGCCUUAGCACAGUCGCAUCCAUCCUUGCUUUUCCAAUAGAAUACCUAGAAAUAGCACAGCUGUCCUAGAAUGGCGGUCAACGUUGUCCUUUCGAAAUCAGAAAGAGCAGCUCUUUCCAAAAAGUUUAGUUAUCUGAAACGACUUCAUACCGGAGACGACGAGGACGACAGUAACGAGGACGACUCCGACGAGGGAUCCAAUCACGGCAGAAUAAUUCGCCGAGACCCGAACAAGAGCAGCGAUAGCAGCAGCGGGGAGGGUUCAGACGACGGAGCAAGCAUCCCUGACGAGAACGGGCUCGGGGACGGCUCCUGCGGCGGCAGCGGCGCGAAUGUCACUGUCUAUGGACCCGAAAGCGGCAACUGCAGCGGCGGCGGUGACGCGGUUGCCGGUUCUACCGGGGCUGGUCCCAGUCCCGCUGGUCUCUGUCUCGCUGGUCCCAGUCCCGCUACAUCCUCGACAUUGACCGGCGAAAGCGGCGGGUUUACUUUCAGUCGAGACUACUUCAACUCUUUGCCAGGGGCUCGCGACAUCGGCAGCAGCAGCAGCAGCCGGCGCUCGAGUUUGAGCUCGGCUUUGGGCGCAAAGCAGGACAAACAGCCGGAGGGUCGCUCUCUCGAAAGCGAGACUCGAGGUCGUUCUUUCCCAGCGACUCGAGACUGGGGCGCGAAGCAGGAGACGCAGAUGGAGAGUCGCUCUUUUGAAAGCGAGACUCAAAGUCGUUCUUUCCUGACGGCUCGAGACUGGGGCACGCAGCAGGGGACGCAGGUGGAGAGUCGCUCUCUCGAAGACGAAACUCGAGGUCGUUCGUUGCAGAUGACUCAAGUCCGGGGCGCGAAGCAGGGGAUGCAGGCUGAGAGUCGUGAGGUCCAGCGCGCCGGCGACGGCUUGCCUGAAGCCGGCAGGUUCACCGGUAACCGGGCCGGACUGUCGGACACCGGCAAUGGUUCGUCUGACGUCAGCCACGCGUUGUCGGAGGACAAGGGCUCGUUUUCUGACGUCAGCAGGUUUGCGUGUUUUGAGUUGUCUCAAACUGCAAGCGCUGUAAGCUCCGAUGGCUCCGCGGGCUCCGCCAGCUCCGCCGGCUCCGCUGGCUCCGCGAUGGACGAGGUGCGCCGGGUAGAGCGGAGGGUGAAAGCCACGGAACGUACAAUCGACUCGGAACGGAGUCUCGAGUCAAAACGGACUCUCGAGUUGACUCCAAACGCAGUCACGGAAAGCGCGGAGCGGCGAGGUGGCGCGGGCGCUGGGCUUUUCGAGACGCUUCGAAACGGCGAGGCUUGGCGGGUCGAGCGGAAUGAGGCCGAAGCGGGACGGACUCCCCAGUCGAGUCGAACGGUCGACGCCAUAGCCGCGGAAGCCGCGGACGGCUCACGGUGCGUGGUCGUCAUUGAUUCGAGCGAAUCUAACUAUUCUGACGCGUUGCCGGAUAAGUCAGCCAUGGAUCGGGCUAUAAAGGCCAUGGAGCGAAUCGGCGCAACUGGCGGCGGGGAUGGCGGAGGAGGGGGGGAGGAGGACGGCGGGGGACGAGUCGGUGAGGGGGAAAGCGGAGACGGGGAAGGGGAACGGCGGAGGCGGAAGAGCGUGGAGGAACUAGAGAAGGAGGUGGACGAGGUUAAGGAGGCUUCGCACCGCAUAGCCGUCAUGUUUUACCAGCAGGACCAGGAACUUAAAGACCUAAGGGAAAGUCACCUAGCGCUAAAGGAGGAUCAUAAGCGCAUAUCGAUUCAGCUACAAGCGGCGCAGGCGGAAACCGACGAGCUGUGGAAUCAGCUCGCGGCGGCGUCCCGCCAGAAGGAGGCGGCGGAAGCAACGGCGGCGGAACUGCGCCUGAAGAUCCGCAUGCUGGCGGGGAACGUGGAGGAGCUGGAGGGGGAGGCGGAGAGCGAGGGGGGGUGGGGCGGCGGGGGAAAAAGCGGAAGCGGAAGCAGAGGCGGAGGCGGAGGUGGGGCAGGGGUUGGCGGAACGGUUGCCCCGGACGGGGCUAGGAGUCUGGAGUCCGAUCUCGUCGGUUUGAGGAAGCUUAAGGACCUGGAAUGGGAGUUAAUCUCCGCCCGAAGCGCGCGCGACCGCGCUAUGACGGUUUUGGUGGGGAUGAGAGAGGAGUGGAAUAAUCUCCGCAAGCUACGCCUGCAGUUAGACGCGCUAACGGCUGCCAAGGAAGUAGCUGGCGCUUCUAGCGGCGCCAACGGUGGCGCAAACGGCGGCCGCGGCGUUUAUGCGACGGACCGUAGGGCCGGGGGGGGACUUGCCGGGGGGAACGCGGACAAGUGGCGGAAGGUGGUUGGUCAGCUGCAGGAGCAUCAUGUGCGCGCAGUGGUGGAGGCGAAAGACGCGGCGGAGAAAUGCGCCGGCGCGCGGAGGCAGGCGGAAGCCGCCACGGAAGAAGCGACGCGGCUGAGGCGGGAGAUGGAGCGAGUAAGAGAGGAGAAGACUAUUGCGGAGGAGGAUCUUAGAGACUUCCGGAAGGGGUGGAAGGACUUAGCGGGGCAUUUAGAGACGUUCGCGGCGAAGGUCAGCGAGAUGGACGCGGAAUUGGCGGUAAGGAGGAAGGAGCGGGAGAUGAUGGCGGUGGAGAUUGAACGGUCGGGGAAAGAGCGAGAUUUAAUGGCGGUAGAGAUCGAACGGUUGAGAAAAGAGCGGGAUUUAAUGGUGGUGGAGAUCGAACGGCUGAGGAAAGAUCGCGAUCUGAUGGCGCUGGAGAUCGAACGGCUCAGCAAAGAACGCGACUACAUGGCGGUGGAGAUCGAACGGCUGAGCAAAGAGCGCGCGGAGGCAGAAGAAUCGGCGGAACGAGCCCGCGCGGAGAUGUGGGGGGAGCGGGAAAAGCGGCUGGGGGAAGUGCAGGACGCGGAGGAGAAAGCGAGGAGGAUCCGCGAGCGCGCGGGGCACGCGUUAGAAGCAUACGCGGAGGAGAAAAAAGAGGUCGAGAAUAUGUUACUAAAUCGAGUGCAAAGUUUACAGGUGGCGGUGGAGGAAUUGCAGGGGCAGCUGGAUGACGUGCAAGGCGCGAAAUCCCGACUCGCGCACGCCGCGGGCGCGUUCAUGCGGGAGUUUCAGGGAAUGGGCGCAGGGCGGGCGUUUCUGGAUGAUACGGGAGGGAGGUUGGGGAAUCUUAGCCCUCCAUCCACUGGAGAUGGUUUGGGAUCCAAAAUCGGACGGUCAUUAGAGCAGGGCUUGUCUGGGCGGCAGAUAAUCGAGGAGCUGGAUUACCUGUCCGAUGGGGGAGGCUUGGGAGGUGGCAGCAGAGCCUCGGCAGGCGCCCGAGCCUCUGGUGCAGGUCGGGAUGAGAUGGUCCGGAGUGGUAUCAUUGGGCAGAGGAGCUUCGGGUCGAGAAGUGGUGGGAGAGGGGCGAUGGGGAUGGCAGCAGCAGCAGCAGUAACUGCUGUUGACUAUGGGGCAUCCAUGGGGGGGGGUCUUGCCCAUUCCUCCGGUGGUGUGGCUGGUGCUGGUGCUGGUGCUGGUGCCAGUGAGAGGAGGAGGUGGAGUGCAGCAACGGAGCUUGAGCAUGCUUUACAGGCAGACCGAGGUGGCGGUGGGGAGGCUAUGGAUGACGACAUGAGGUCUACACGCAGUGGGGGGGGUGGCUCAAGGAGGUCGUACGUUGGAGGGAUGAUGGGAGGAGCAGCAGGAGGAGGAGGAACAGGAGGAGGAGGAGCAGGAGGAGGGGGGUAUGCUUGUGGUGCGGGGGCAGGGUUGCAGCCUAGGACGCCGAGAGGGAGUGCAAGAGCAGCGUCUCGAGGCAGGGGCGGACUCCGAGGCACCAUAAAUGAAGACGAUGGGGCCGAUGCUGCUUCAAUUGCCGCCUCCAUUCGCCGGGAGAGAGAACGCGAGCGGGAGAGGGACCGAGAUCGCAGCACUGAGUACCUCCAGCAGUGCGAUCGUGAGCGUCGAUUCCGGGAUGAGAGGGAGGACGAUGACAGGAUAUCCGUCCAUGCUCUGGAGAAGUAUGCACCAAAUCUGGCUCGUAGUUUGAACAUUGGUGGUAUUGCUUCUUCAGGAGCCUCCGGAGGUGGUGCAAGCAGGCAUGGGGUUGAUGAUGACGAUGAUGCCAGGAGCGUUGCCAGCAGCCGCAAGUCGUGUCUCUCGGGUAGAGGAAGUCGGUACUCGACUACUUCAUCUGGUGUAGCGGCCACAAAUCCAAGAGGAAGGGCAGCUGUUGGGGACCAUUCAACGCUUUACUAGUGAGGUUCUUCGUAGCCAAUAAAUAGCACACACUACCAGUAUUCGAAGCUUCAAUACACACAUUGGAAGCUUUCAUAUAUUUUUAUUAUAU